Molecule: messenger RNA, 1125 nt
Organism: Budorcas taxicolor (takin)
Lineage: Eukaryota; Metazoa; Chordata; Mammalia; Artiodactyla; Bovidae
Gene: GPR34
Product: G protein-coupled receptor 34
Exons: 1
Coding region: 7-1125 (372 amino acids)
Biological process (GO): G protein-coupled receptor signaling pathway
Cellular component (GO): membrane
Molecular function (GO): G protein-coupled purinergic nucleotide receptor activity
Source: RefSeq, a predicted model, not a curated record
AGUCAGAUGGUGAUGAUGAUGACAACUUCAGUCAGCAGCUGGUCUUACUCCUCCAAAGGAGUGUACUUUAAUUAUAGCAUCCAAUCGCCACACAACUUCUCAGGAGCAUCAAAUUUUACUGCCUGCUCCAUGGAUGAAAAAUUACUCUCCAGUGUGUUAAUAACAUUCUACUCUGUUAUCUUCAUCAUGGGGCUGGUUGGAAACAUAAUUGCCCUCUAUGUAUUCCUGGGUAUCCACCGCAAAAGAAAUUCCAUUCAGAUUUACCUACUCAAUGUAGCCAUUGCAGACCUCUUACUUAUCUUCUGCCUCCCUUUCCGAAUAAUGUAUCACAUUAAUCAGAACAAGUGGACACUAGGUGUGAUUCUUUGCAAGGUUGUGGGAACACUAUUUUAUAUGAACAUGUAUAUUAGCAUUAUUUUGCUUGGAUUCAUCAGUUUGGAUCGUUACAUCAAAAUUAAUCGGUCUAUCCAACAACGGAAGGCAAUAACAACCAAGCAGAGUAUUUAUGUUUGCUGUAUAGUAUGGAUAGUUGCUCUUGCUGGAUUUUUAACUAUGAUUAUUUUAACCCUUAAGAAAGGAGGUCAUAAUUCCACGAUGUGCUUCCAUUACAGAGAUAAGCUCAAUGCAAAAGGAGAAGCAAUUUUUAACUAUGUUCUUGUGGUAAUGUUCUGGCUAAUUUUCCUACUAAUUAUCCUUUCAUAUAUUAAGAUUGGCAAGAAUCUAUUGAGGAUUUCUAAAAGGAGGUCAAAAUUUCCGAAUUCUGGUAAAUAUGCCACUACUGCCCGGAAUUCCUUCAUUGUGCUUAUCAUUUUUACUGUAUGUUUUGUUCCCUACCAUGCCUUCCGAUUUGUCUAUAUUUCUUCACAGCUAAAUGUGUCGUCUUGCUAUUGGAAGGAAAUCGUUCACAAAACCAAUGAGAUCAUGCUGGUUUUCUCAUCUUUUAACAGCUGUUUAGAUCCAGUCAUGUAUUUCCUGAUGUCCAGUAAUAUUCGCAAGAUAAUGUGCCAGCUUCUUUCUAGACGAUUUCAAGGGGAAGCGAGCAGGAGUGAAAGUACUUCAGAAUUUAAACCAGGAUACUCCCUACAUGAUACAUCUGCCGUGGCUAAAAUUCAGACUACUUCUUAA